Molecule: messenger RNA, 3488 nt
Organism: Doryrhamphus excisus (bluestripe pipefish)
Lineage: Eukaryota; Metazoa; Chordata; Actinopteri; Syngnathiformes; Syngnathidae
Gene: rnf10
Product: ring finger protein 10
Biological process (GO): positive regulation of myelination; positive regulation of transcription by RNA polymerase II
Molecular function (GO): transcription cis-regulatory region binding; metal ion binding
Source: RefSeq, a predicted model, not a curated record
GCUUUGCAGCAGAGACGAGAAACAUCCGGGUCCCUCAGGUUUCUACCAGGCGACCCGUCGCCAUUAGUGCGAGCGCAUAAAAAAACAAUAUAUAGUUUGGGCCUAAAAGCCAAAUACUGAUAAUUUCUGGCUAUUGGAAACAUUUUAAUACAUUGUCUUAGCAAACUGCUUGCUCUACCUAGAAGCAGCUUCUUUUUUGGGGCCCUGUCCCCGCGUGGCGAGCUUUCGUCCUCUCUUGCUAAGCCUCCAUAACUUGAGACGCCGAUAUCGUCUCUUCUUUCUUCUCCUGGUUAUUUUGUUGUAAAGAUGUCGCCGUAAUGGGGUCUCCGUGUUUGGUAGAUAUGAAUCAGGGCAUUUGCCGCCUGACUCGCACUCUUUGCAGCCCCCUUUUGCCGGUGUUUUUGUUUGAUGCUAGAGAGCUCAACGGCUCUCUGCCCGGAUUUCGGCCUCAGCGCCGUUCACUGCACGGAUAUAAACAUGGAGAAAAACCCGAACAGCAAUGCCAAGGUUCCACCUCGUUCCAACUCUUCUGGGCCAACGCCGGGGGAAUCUAAACCCAAAGCAGAAAGUAAGAAUAAUGGAGGGUCCAAGCGUUAUAAUCGCAAACGGGAGCCCUCCUUUCCUAAAGCAGAAAACUUUCCUGGCCCGCGUCGCACCAAUCCACAGAAAAGCAAGAAUUUUGACAAGAGACCCCCCCAGAGAGGUGGAGGACGGCAGUUUGGGGUUACAGGUGGAGGACGACGGGAGGAGGUAGCAGAGACACGCCGGGCAGAGUUUAGCCCGGCUCAGUUUGCUGGACCGAAAAAAAUCAGUCUGAACCAUUUGUUGAACUUCACUUUUGAACCUCGUGGAGGUCAUGGUGCUGCGGGGGAAGGAGGGCACUCCUGUUGGGGACGUCGAAAUAAAUGGGGUCACAAGCACAAGCCCUUUAACAAGGAGCUUUUCCUGCAGGCCAAUUGCCAGUUUCUGGUGACUGAUGAUCAGGACUACAAGGCUCACUUCACUGAUCCUGACACUCUUGUCAACUGGGACUGUGUGCAACAAGUGCGAAUCUACAGUCAUGAGGUGCCGUCUUGCCCCAUCUGCCUCUACCCACCAGUGGCAGCCCGCAUCACCCGCUGUGGACACAUCUUCUGCUGGCCAUGCAUACUGCACUACCUAUCUCUAAGUGACAAGACUUGGUCCAAGUGUCCCAUAUGCUAUGAAGCUGUCCACGCGCUGGAUCUGAAGAGUGUGGUUGCUAUGGAGACCAAGCAGUAUGUGGUUGGCGACGUCAUCACCAUGCGCCUCAUGCGGAGGGAAAAGGGGGCUGUAGUAGCCAUGCCUAGCUCUCAGUGGGUGAAGGUGGAGGAGCCUAUACGGUUUGGAGAUGGUUCUCUGAGCCCAUAUUCCAAGCUGCUGCUCACCACCUUUGCGCAGGUCCUCAGCUUGGUGGCAGAGGAGAAGGCGGUCCUGCAGGCACAGCUAUGCCAGGAAGAAGAUGCACAAGGCUGCUUUAUCCAGAGCGCACUUUGCCAUUUGCAGGAAAGAGAGGAAAUUCUCCUUAAGCAACAGAAGUCAAGUGCUGUUGACAACUUUGACUUGUCCUCUCUGGCUCUUGAGGAAACUGCUUCGCCUGUAGAUGAAUUCAUUACCAACAGCAGCGUUACCAAGCCUGUGCUGCAGUACUCUUCUGCUUUUGAUGAUGAGGUGGAAGAACCCCCAGAAGAGGCUGACGAGGAAUUGCCCGGGUGUCCUGAAGAUGAUUUGGAGUGUGUGCUUGAAGAGCCUGUAGAUGCUGUGUUGCCGUUAGCCCCAGAGCACCUUUCUGAUGAGGAAAAUCCUGCCAGAGAGGCAGAAACCGAUCGCACUUCAACCAGCCUCGUGCAUGGACCGUUCUAUUACUUCUACCAAGCUGAGGACUGCCAGCAGAUGUUCUUGCAUCCUGUGAAUGUGCGUUGUCUGCUGCGUGAAUAUGGCAGCUUAGAGGCCAGCCCAGACUCUAUCACUGCCACAGUGGUGGAAAUUGAAGGACACACGGUCACUGAGGAGAUCCGCCGUCGUCAUCGCUACCUGUCUCAUCUGCCACUCACGUGUGAGUUCAGCAUCUGUGAGUUAGCCUUGCAGCCACCGGUCCUCUCCAAGGAAACCAUGGACACAUUUGCAGAUGAACUGGAGAAAAGAAAGCGACUGAGACAGAAGAAAGCAAGAGAUGAGAAGCGCAGGGAGAAGCGAAUUGAAAUGGAAGAAAACAAGAAGCAGGGUAAAUAUCCUGAAGUCCAUAUAGGACUAGAGAACCUUCAGCAUUUCCCAGCAUUCGGGUCACCACCUCACAACAGCAGCCUCCCAGUCCACCCUGAUUUUACUUUAGUUCCUCCUUCACCCUUAAGCAGCAGUCCUUCCUCUGAUGGGAUCACAUUCCCAAGUCUGAAUGGACAAAGCUCAACUCCUAUUGUGGGAAGUGUGGAGGACGACUCUCACUGCAUGUCCUUUGCACAGAUGCUGAGAGAUGGGAAAGCCAAAGCUGAAGCUGGGGUCAGAAUCACCUCUAAGAACGAUAAGCUGUUAGCUCCCCCCGCAGCAGACAGCGACGGAGAGAGUGACGGGUCGGACCGUGUCCCAGUGCCUAGCUUUCAGAACUCUUUCAGCCAAGCAUUUGAGAAGGCACUUCUGCAGCUUGAUAGUCCUGCAUCUGCUCCACAGCCCGUGGUUGUCACAGAGGAGAAGGGAGGAAAGAAGAAAAAGAAAAAACAAAAACUUCUGUUCAGCACAUCCAUGGUUCACACAAAGUAGACAACACUGAAAUAAAUUGAAUGAUAUGGUCGUUUUGUUAAUCAUUAUACUGCUUCAGUUUAUGUUGCAAACCUCUGGGAGCUUUAGACUUCAAAUUAUUUCAAAUGUAGCCACGUUUCAUGCUUCAUGCAGUGUUGGUUGCAUUUGCUGAGCUUAUGUUUUGGACUUUGGUUUGCAGCCCAUGCAAAGGUUCCUGUUCCACUUUAAUUUCCAUUCUAGACUUAUCUUCUUAUUCUAGUGGGUAAUACUUGGUGGUCUGUGGCAUUGAGGGUAUGAUUAUGGAUGAGAUCUAUUUAAACCGUUGUGCUUAGAAAGUUGCAGUCAGCCAGCUGCAGGUACAUUGCACUUUUUUGACUCUUUCCAGCAUCCUCAGUGCUCAGAUUUACCAGAUCUUGUUUUGGUUUGCCGCAAUUUGAAGCAAAGACCAUUUUGUGAAAUGACAACAGUAUUGCAAUAAAAACUCCUUUUCAGCAGCCAUUGAGCAAUGCUUCAUCAUAUUUUGUGUUAAACCACAAUUACUGCCCUUAUCCCAUUACGUUUUCUCAUCUUUCACUUUUGGCCACUAUAUAGCCCUUUUAUUUCAGUGUUGCAGUUGUGUCGAGUGGGAAAACUGCUGCAAUUUGAAGAGGAAUAUAUGGAUCAAGGUUGUUUAAUUCAAUGUAUAGACUAUUGAAAAUAAGUCUGCUAAAAUGAAUAAACAAUUAUGCACAAUCAAA